AUGACUGGAUUUCUGGAUCUUCCAUAUGAGGUUCGCGAGAUUGUCUACAACAAGGUUCUUGGAAUCAUCAUCGCAAGACGUGAACGUAUCCUCUGGGUUCCGGAUGUCUUGGAGCAGGAUAUCAAUCAUCAGACCCUCGCCAUCACGUACAGAAGAGCAAGAGACUUCGACUCGCAAGAGCAUGGAAUCCUCCUGUGGAUUGGCGAUAGGUGGCCUGCUGUCCGUCACCGCGACAUUGCAUCGUUUGUAUCUUUAGCUCGAACUUGUCAGGCUCUGCACACCGAAGUCUCAAGAUUUGCCUGGAAAGCAUCGGAUUUUAAAGUCGAGGGGAGUCUUGACAUGAUCCGUGAGUUGCUCCGUCAUCGUCUUGCUCUCCACAUGUCGGUCGUUACCAAGAGCUUCAUCACAUCUUUGGAGCUGAUCAUCUCCGAACCCUGGGAGAUGGAAAGUCUAGAGGCCAUGAAAGAUAUCGUACAGAUGAUCAACGCUCAUCUACCUGCAUUGGCAAUUCUGACACUGAGAGUCCCUAAUGUCACGCUUCGUGUCCCGGCAAGCAACCUCACAAUGCGCUCGCUGUGUCAACCAGCCAAGGCAAUGCUUGCACAGCUUCUUCCCCUGCGUUCUGAACUGCUUAUCGACUUCAAAGGUGGCUGUGAUUUAUGGUCGGCCAGCUGCAGCCACUAUCACAGUGGCCUCAACGCACAUAUGCCUAAGAUAUCCACACUAGUCGAGCUACUGACGACCAACUAUGCAAUCAUCCGUGCAAAAGCUAUCAACAGACAGCGCAAGAAGAUCGAAAACGACUGCUUGGAUUCUGACUACUACAUCCACAUGACACUAGGCCUGCGUUCCUCCACUCACUACGAAACUAUCCGUUGCUGUCUCGAUCACAAAAUUCAGAAUCACCUGAGGAAGAUUUAUCUACCCAGUCUCAAGAUGACUACGAGAUGUGCAUCACCAGACUCGGACGAUCGAGCCCUGCUUCUCAAAUCUCGUGGAGAGAAUGGUCUUUUCCGCAUCAAGAAUGAGCAAGACUGA
Molecule: messenger RNA, 1038 nt
Organism: Aureobasidium melanogenum CBS 110374
Lineage: Eukaryota; Fungi; Ascomycota; Dothideomycetes; Dothideales; Saccotheciaceae
Exons: 1
Coding region: 1-1038 (345 amino acids)
Source: RefSeq, a predicted model, not a curated record